AUGCUCCGGCUGCACCACGUGGGGCGUCGUCCGCAGCAACUUCCUCGCAGGAGCAGCAGCUUCUUCUCGACAUCACGCAUAAGCGAAAAAGCCCAUGCAAAUGCUACAGCGUCAGCGUCUCCAGCCAAGUCGAAAGUCGUUCGCAAGCUCAUUGUGGGGCUGGGCAACCCCGGCGACAAGUUUUACAAGACGAGACACAAUAUCGGAUCUGUGGUCGUCCAGCACUUUGUCGACACGUUUGCGUCGCAAGUGACGGCCCAGCACUUGCAGCUGCAACGGGACGCGCAAACGCACGGCGACGUCGCGCGCUUUCGCGUUGCGUUUCCGUGGAAAGUUGGACCUGACGAUGGCCCGUCCGGCAGUUACCCGGUGGGCGAUCUCGUGAGCCGCUCGUCCAAGCGCGCCAAGGAACGCACGUUGCAAGAAGGUGUGCCCCACGACCAGGUGGACGUCGCCGUGCUGCUGCCUUCGACGUACAUGAAUGGCUCGGGCACUGCCGUCCGGGCGUUCCUGCAGACGCACCGCUGGCGACUGAAGAAGAACCCGCUGGCGCUGAACCGCCACGACGACGAGCUGCUCGUGGUCACGGACGACGUGGCGCUGCCUUUUGGCGCGUGUCGGGUCAAGGCACGCGGAGGUCCCGGAGGUCAGAACGGCGUGCGGGACAUCAUCAAGUGCGUCGGCACUGACCGCUUUGCUCGCCUGCGCAUUGGCGUUGGCGCUCCGCACUGGUUCGUCGGAGGCAAUAGCGGUGCGCCCGCGGGUACGGCCAUGGACAAGUUUGUGCUCGGGCGCUUUCACGGCGACGAGCAGGACGCCAUGCCGGACUUACUGCGCUACACGAAUGAGCUCUUGCGGCUGUACCUGCAUCGAGGCGUUGCUCAGACGACUACCGUGGCCAACAGUAUGGACUUGCAGCAGUACUUGCAGCAGUACGACGCGUCGCGCGCAGCAGCUGUACGUCGGUAA
Messenger RNA from Hyaloperonospora brassicae, 969 nucleotides. The record is from the annotation of a GenBank genome assembly. Lineage: Eukaryota; Oomycota; Peronosporomycetes; Peronosporales; Peronosporaceae.